Molecule: messenger RNA, 891 nt
Organism: Ogataea philodendri
Lineage: Eukaryota; Fungi; Ascomycota; Pichiomycetes; Pichiales; Pichiaceae
Exons: 1
Coding region: 1-891 (296 amino acids)
Source: RefSeq, a predicted model, not a curated record
AUGAUUACUGCUAACGGCCGACUUUUCGAAUACGCACCGAAACUGACAGCUUUUGAGUUCGGUGACUUGCACUCGCCGAACGUGCUGAUCUUCAUUGGCGGUUUGGGCGACGGUUUGCUCACCGUUCCUUAUGUUCCACUCUUGGCGGAAAAACUAGCCACGAUUGGUUGGUCGGUGGUCCAGAUCCAAUUCACCAGCUCUUUUAUCGGGUUUGGUACGGGAUCCCUGGCCAGAGACGCCGAUGAGAUCUCCAAGCUCGUCGCUUACUUGAGAAGCCCGCUUUCUCCUGUUGGUAGCCGCAAAAAGGUUGGUCUCAUGGGCCAUUCUACAGGCAGUCAGAACACACUGUACUACCUGUCCAAGUUUGCCAAGACUGCCGAAACCGACAUCGAUUUCGGUGUUCUCCAGGCAUCUGCCUCCGACAGAGAGGCAAUUGUGUCGCUGGCUGGCGAGGAAGUCACCGAUAAGAGUGUGGCUUAUGCUCAGGACCUGAUAAGCAAAGGCUCCGGCAGAGAGUUCAUGCCUGUGGAGAUUACCGACCAAUUUUUUGGUGCGCCCAUCAAUGCCAACAGAUGGUUUGCUUUAGCGUCUAUUCGCGGUGACGACGAUUUUUUCUCAACCUAUCUCGGUCCUGAAGAUCUGAAGCAGACUUUUGGAAAAGUCGAGCGGCCGCUACUGGUUCUGUACAGCGGAGCCGACGAGUACGUUUCGCCAGACACAGACAAACAUGCUCUGGUGAAGAAGUUCCAGGCUGCUACGGACCCAAAGUUCUGGUCGCCCUUGAGCACCGUUGUGGAGGGUGGAUCCCAUAACCUGGGACCAACCAGUAAAAACCCAGACGCACCGGCUUUCGCGGUGGGCCAGGUGGUGAAGUUUCUAGACGGGAUCUAG